Messenger RNA from Laetiporus sulphureus 93-53, 1606 nucleotides. RefSeq lists its product as uncharacterized. NCBI's taxonomy places the organism in Eukaryota, Fungi, Basidiomycota, Agaricomycetes, Polyporales, Laetiporaceae. The transcript is spliced from 7 exons. The coding region runs from base 173 to 1489 and encodes 438 amino acids. The record is from RefSeq and is a predicted model, not a curated record.
GGCCCCCAAGGCUUUACCUUGCGCGACCCAGCUGUGGUCGCCGUUCUGCACAGGUCGACGUCGAACGAACGGGAACGCAGCUCACGCAACGAAACCGCGCGUUAUCUGGCGUCAUAUCUUCACGCACACGCUGUUUUCAUUGCUCUGACUCCCGACCCAUUCCUUUGACACGAUGAGCCCCCCGUAUACGAAGGAGCAGUAUGGCCGUGGCGCGCAAGCGCAAUCGGCCAGACGACCAUUCCUUGCCAUCUUUCAUUUUAAGCCUGCAAUGCCGUCCGUGGUCAAUGUAAUCAGAUUCUGCACUUUUGUCGUGGUUCUGAUGUGGACGGUGAUCUGCCUGGCUGUUGCUGCACAUUUCGAUAGCAUUCUUGUAUCGUCCGAGCUGACGCACUUCGUUCCUUUUGCAAUCUUUGUAUGCUCUGCAAGUAUUCUCAUCACUCUGGCGCUGUUUGGAUUUGGUCUUUGGAAAGAGCGGAGUCCCAUCUCAACGAGAAUUGAGUUGGCGUGUCUGGGAUUCGCAGGAGUGCUCUGGCUAGCCCUUUCCGCGUUUAUUGCUACCUCCGAUGCGGAGGACGCGGAUGUGGAAUGUUACUCAUCAGCCGAAUCUGACGAAGUCAUAUCGCUCCCUUCAUUCAACACCGAGAUCUAUCAAGCGCAAUACCGUGUCCUGGAGGCAUUUUCUUUCUUCAAUCUCAUCCUUCUUCUUGGUUUUUUCUUAUUCUUAUUGACCCUCGCUCUGCGGCAACACUAUCUUGGCAAGAGAGAAGUCUGGAUCACCCCGGUUACGGCCUACCCAUGGUUUGGUGGCUCAAACAAGCAGCCGAAGUUACCGCUACCGGUAACCUCGAAGUUGCGUUCGCAAUCAAGGCCAGCCAUGCAGGAGAACAAACGCUCGGAUUCCCAGCGCACUCUCGUUGGGAAGGCAUCGGAACCCAAACGCGAAUCUUGGCGAAUCAUCGACUUGAUUCGUCCCCUGGCGAAGCGCGACAACACCCAGCACACGAAGGUGUAUACUGGGGAUCCCUACUCUUCGCGCAUUCACCUGAAUCGCAAUGACUCGUCACGAACACAGGUCGAUCCCUACUCUUCGCGCAUUCACCUGAAUCGCAAUGACUCGUCACGAACACAGGUCGAUCGCCAGGAUUCCUCGCGUUCCAAUGUAUAUCGGAAGGAUUCCUCUCGCUCUCAUAUGGACAGACAAGACUCGUCGCGGACGGUGGUCAACCGACAGGACUCGUCGCGUACGCGGGUCUACCGACAAGAUUCCUCACGUUCACAGGUGAACAGACAAGACUCCGGGCGCUCGCAGCCGCGCCGGCAGGAGUCACGCUCUCGAGGUCGCCUACCGCAGACGACAGCAGAUGGACCGACGCGCAAUGAGGCGCCGACGUACGUCUACUGGCACCCGCACAAAGCGCCGGACCAAGCGCAUGUGCGGGAUACUCGGCCGAGAGACAGAUAUCACAGGGACGCAUCACCCCGGCGGUGAUGUGCGAUGAUGCUACGACUAGAUGGAGCAUGCGAGCAUGGCUCCGAUGCUAUUUAACGGCUGUAUUAUCACGGUGACGACUUGUAGCAGACAUACGAACGAUUGUACAACACCGCC